This is a messenger RNA of Lethenteron reissneri (Far Eastern brook lamprey), 2289 nucleotides long. RefSeq names its product scavenger receptor class F member 2-like. Gene Ontology annotation, molecular function: scavenger receptor activity. Gene Ontology annotation, biological process: heterophilic cell-cell adhesion. The record is from RefSeq and is a predicted model, not a curated record. Lineage: Eukaryota; Metazoa; Chordata; Hyperoartia; Petromyzontiformes; Petromyzontidae.
AUGAACAUGUCAAACGCGAGUGACAUUCAGGCUGCGUGCCUGUCUGUCUACCUGCCAGAGUGCCCCAGCCAGUACUGGGGUCCCGAGUGCAAGCGCCAGUGCCUGUGCCACCCGCACGGAACCUGCGACGCCCUCACGGGCGCCUGCACCUGCGCACCGGCUCGCUGGGGGGAGCGCUGCCAGGAGGCCUGUGCCUGCAACUUCGGAGUCUGCGACGCGGCUACAGGCGCCUGCAGCUGUCACCAAGGCUGGUGGGGUGCCACGUGUGGUGCCACGUGUCGGUGUGGUUCCGGGGCCGUGCUGUGUGAACAGGCGACGGGGCGCUGUGUGUGCGGUGCCGGCUGGUGGGGACCCAACUGCAACGCUCGCUGCCACUGUGGGGGGAGCUCCCCCUGCAACCCGGCAACCGGCCGCUGCGUUUGCCGUGAGGGUCUCUGGGGAGCGCGCUGCGAGCACCGCUGUGCCUGCCGCCCCUCCGCCACGGAGCGGUGCGUCACGCUCAGCGGCUCCUGCGUGUGCCGCCCGGGACACCGGGGACGCUACUGCGCCGAGGCAUGCCCCGCCGGACUCUACGGAUACCAGUGUGCCUACAGGUGCGGGCGCUGCAAGCGUGCGGCCCCGUGCGACCCUCAGCGGGGCAUGUGUGAGGCGUGUGCGUCUGGCUGGCGGGGCGAGCGCUGUGGGGAGCGCUGCGCCGCCGGGUGGUUUGGCGAGGGCUGUGCCCACCCCUGUCCCGUGUGCCACCCCGACACCGCCUGCCACCCUGAGGACGGCACCUGCCCACACUGCCCACCCGGAUACACGGGGCCCAGGUGUGACUCUCCGUGUCCGCUGGGCUGGUUUGGUGCGCGCUGCUCGCUGCUCUGCCCCGACUGCUCCAACGGCUCCUGCGACUCGGAGAGUGGAGAGUGUCGCUGUCCCCCUGGGCUCAGCGGGGCCAGCUGUAACGAGUCGUGUGCUCUGGGGUGGUUUGGCGCUGGCUGCAUCAACCGCUGUGAGUGCCGCUCUGGGUCGUGCGACGCCGCUACGGGGGCCUGCCUCCUGUACUCACGCAGCCGCUUUGGGCUGCUGGGGGUAGCGGCGCUGCUGCUGCUGCUGCUCCUGCUGGCGGGCAGCGCCUGCCUGUGCGUGGGCAGCGGGCACAGGCACCAGCGCACCGCGCCGCGCGUGUCUGAGCGCGGAGUGCAGCGAGUCCAGCGCCGGGUGAGGGGCACUCUGAGUCAGAUCGGCUCCAAACUUCCCCGGCUGGGACUCAACAACCAGAAGCUACCCAAAGUCACCGUGAACACACACGAGGUGGACAACACGUACCACUGCAGCUUUGUGGAGCAGCCGUCACCCUCAUGGACCUCGGUGGACUCCUUCUCAUCCUUCGACACGGUGGAGGACGGCCCCGUCUACUGCAUCCCCGAAGGGAGCGCGCGAGGCUCAGAGAUGGCAGAAAUCCCGGAACUGGAGCCGGAGCUGGAUCCGGACUCUGACUCGGACUCCGCAGGGCCUGCGGUGGGCACCCCGCCCCGCCCGUCCACCGAGCUACCCACAACCACCACCGCCACCACCACCGGUAGCUCACCAGUAACAACGAUCGCCACGACAACAACAACAACAACAGCAGCAGCAACCGCGGACUACUCGAUGCUAUCGGAGGCGCACACGAAGGUGCCAGCCGUGUAUGCCCACGUGCACCCGCCCGGCACUACCGGUACCACCACCGCUACCACCACCGGCACUACCGCUCCCACCGCUACCACCGCUACCACCCCGCCCUCGGCGCGGCGCGGCAGGACGGGGGGGCGUGCCGGGCGCGCCUCCUCCCGGCACCGCGAGCUGCCGACGCCGCCGCCGCCGCCGUCGCCGCCGGCAACCCCGGCAACUCCACCACCACCGCAGCCGCCGGACCCCACCACCAAGCCCAAGCUGUCGUGGUUGCACGGCGGCGGCGCUGUCUAUGACGUGCCUCUGCCGGGCGGCGGCGUUGGUGGUGACGGUGGUGAAGUAAAAACCAGCAUGGACUACCUGGACCAGACUACAAUGUCUGGACUACCGGAUUUAAAUACCGGAGCUGGACUUCGGAACUUAAGGUCCGGCAUGGACUACCUGGACCGGACUACCAUUGGGCUACAGACUGGACCUCUGGGCUGGACUUCAGGACGUAACAACCGGCAUGGACUACCUGGACCGGACUACAAUGUCUGGACUGCCGGACUGAAAUCCCGGGCUGGACUAUGGAACUUAACAACCGGCAUGGACUACCUGGACUGGAUUACAAUGUCUGGACUGCCGGACUGA